AUGACUGAAGACAGAAAAAUAGCUUUUGAAAACAUUAGACUUGUGUUGUUAAAAUAUGCCAAAAGACUUGAUUUUAGAGAGAUGAUCAAACUUUUGAAUGACACAGGAAGUCAUUUUUGCAUUCCACCAACCGACUAUGACAGAUUUGAAAAAGUAACUCCUUACAGUAGAGAAGUUUCUCUUAGAUAUAAAACUAACUAUGUUAAUGCUAGUUUUGUUGACAGAUUUAUAACCUGUCAGAAUCCAAAAGAAGAUCAUUUUGAGACUUUUUAUUCUUUUAUUUCCAAAUCAGAAAUAUCAUUAAUUAUAGCAUUAGAGUAUAACAUAUCAUAUUUGAAUGAUUAUGAAAUAUUAAUUGAAAAUAAGAUAUUUAGAGUUGAUCCCAUUGAUCUGAGAGGAAGGAAAAUAAAAAGGGUUGUUUGCAAGGUAUGGAAAGACUUGAAUAUUAUGGAGUAUGAUGAUUUAAUGAUUUUUUACAAUUAUUUAAUACAACAUGAUGAACUAAAGCAGAAUUAUAAAACAUUAAUUCAUUGUCAAGCCGGCGUUGGAAGAACAGGAACAUUUAUAUUUUUCAUUUUACUCAGUGAAAUGAUGAGUAAAGGCUCGCAAAUAACACCAGAUCUAUUUAUUCACAUUAUAAUUAGAUUAAGAAUGCAAAGAAACUUUUUAGUUGAAACCGUGGGUCAAAUGGGAUUCUUAUAUAGUUAUUUUACUGAUUAA
Molecule: messenger RNA, 720 nt
Organism: Hepatospora eriocheir
Lineage: Eukaryota; Fungi; Microsporidia; Hepatosporidae
Source: the annotation of a GenBank genome assembly